Molecule: messenger RNA, 963 nt
Organism: Erinaceus europaeus (western European hedgehog)
Lineage: Eukaryota; Metazoa; Chordata; Mammalia; Eulipotyphla; Erinaceidae
Product: olfactory receptor 5V1-like
Exons: 1
Coding region: 1-963 (320 amino acids)
Biological process (GO): G protein-coupled receptor signaling pathway
Cellular component (GO): membrane
Molecular function (GO): G protein-coupled receptor activity; olfactory receptor activity
Source: RefSeq, a predicted model, not a curated record
AUGGGACCAUAUGAAAUGAACAACCAAACAUAUGUUACUGAAUUCAUCUUCUUGGGGUUUUCCAACCACCCUCAACUACGGGGCUUAUUCUUCUUGAUCUUCCUUGUCAUUUACCUGAUAACCCUCCUAGGAAACAUGCUCAUCAUAACAGCCACCAAGAUUACUCCUGCUCUCCACACUCCAAUGUAUUAUUUCCUCAGUAACUUGAGCUUCUUGGACAUCUGCUACACAUCCACCACAGUCCCAAUCAUGCUGGUGAACUUCUUCCGGGAGAGGAAGACCAUCUCCUAUGAAGGCUGCCUUUCCCAGAUCUUUUUCCUUGUGACUUGUGCUGGCUCUGAAUGUGUUUUAUUGGCUGCUAUGGCUUAUGACCGCUAUGUUGCCAUCUGUCACCCUCUUCAAUACCCAAUUCUCAUGAGUGCCAAGGUUUGUGUCUGUCUGGUGACCGGGUCCUGGCUGUGUGGGCUGGUGAAUUCUGUGACACACACAGCACUGGCAGCCACACUCACUCUGUGUGGGCCUAACCAGAUCAGCCACUUUCUCUGUGACAUCCCAUUGAUCCUGAAGCUGUCCUGUUCAGACACCUCUGUCAAUGAGUCUGUGCUCCAUGUGGCCAGUGCCACCAUUGGCCUGAGCCCCUGCCUGUUUACUGCAGUGUCCUACACACUCAUCAUCUCUGCCAUCUUGAGGAUUCCCUCUGCUCAGGGCAGGAGCAAGGCCUUCUCGACCUGUGCAUCCCACCUCACUGUGGUGGUGGUCUUCUAUGGAACAGCCAAUUUCAACUAUGACCGGCCCAGGGAAGGCUACUCCCUGGACAUGGACAUUCUGGUGUCUGUGCUCUUCUGUGUUAUGACCCCCAUGUUAAACCCCAUCAUCUACAGCCUGAGAAACAAGGAGGUCAAGGGUGCACUGUGGAAGCUGACAGGAGAAUGUGUGUUCCCUGGAAACAUUAAAUCAUCUUGA